GUGGGCCCAUGCUGGUGGGGGACGAGGCCCCCCCUCCCUGCCUCUGGGGGGGGGUCCUGGGGGCCUCGGACCCUGACAGCCCCCCCGACCAGCUGACCUUCCACCUGGAGACUCCUCCUCUGCACGGCUUCCUGGAGAACACGCUGCCGACGCCGGGCUCCGAGAAGAGCAACGCCGGGGUCCGAGUGGAAUCCUUCAGUCUCAUCCACCUGACCGCCGGUUUCAUCAACUACGUCCAAUCAGAGAGCAGAGGGGUGGAGCCGACGGUGGACCAGCUGUCUGUCAGCGUGAGUGACGGGCUGCACCGCUCCGCCCCCGUCCCCUUCUACAUCAUCAUCAAUCCGACCAAUGACGAGGCGCCCUCACUGCUGCUCGCCAACUUCACCGUGAAGGAGGGCGGGAUGAGGGAGCUGACGCCGUCCGUGCUGAACGCUUUCGACCUGGACGCUCCGCCGGACGUCCUGACCUUCACGGUGGUGCAGCCGCCGGCUCACGGCAGCCUGAUCAACGGCAUCUACGGCGCCGAGACGAGCCGCUACAAAGAGAUGGGAGCCGAGCUCCUGCAGAGGAGCCUCCCCAUCACCUCCUUCACCCUGCAGGAGCUCCGACAGGGCAUGAAGAUCGUGUACAUGCAUGAUGACACAGAAACCCUGAAGGACGCCGUGUCUCUGCGGCUGACAGAUGGCGUCCACACAGUCCAGGGGACAGCUCAGGUCACCGUGCUGCCGGUCAACGACGAGGCGCCACGACUGCUCAA
Molecule: messenger RNA, 757 nt
Organism: Plectropomus leopardus (leopard coralgrouper)
Lineage: Eukaryota; Metazoa; Chordata; Actinopteri; Perciformes; Serranidae
Source: RefSeq, a predicted model, not a curated record